AUGCAGUACGCUUCUCCCAUCUAUCUUAAAAGAUCACCGUAUCAUCUUUAUCGACCGUAUCAGCUUGAAAUUCAACGAACAACAAUUCCUAACAAUUCAGCAGUGCUUCAUCGUACACCAAAUCUUGAUAUCUUAUCAGAAAUUAAUCGACGAUCUAGACGACUCGAACGUAUUGUCUCUUAUCAAAAAAUUUUAACAGUUAUUCAGAUGUUACUUUCACUACAUUUGAUUAUAAUGGAAAUGACAAAAAUUUUGUUAAUACGGGAGCAUUUCAAUAAUUGGGAACAAAAAUUUGUCCUCAUAUGCGAAAUGUUUCAACCAAUACUUUUUGCUACUAUUGCAUUUAUAACAUUUUAUAGCGUUUUGCGACCAACAAAAAGUAUCACACAAAUCGCUAUCGCAUCACUUGUCGCAACAUUAAAACCAUUAUUCAAUGAAAUGCUCGUUUAA
Molecule: messenger RNA, 450 nt
Organism: Brugia pahangi
Lineage: Eukaryota; Metazoa; Nematoda; Chromadorea; Rhabditida; Onchocercidae
Source: the annotation of a GenBank genome assembly